GCCGGCGGUUGUCGGCGGGGCAGUCCGGCGGGUAGUGGCUGCGGUUCCGGCUGCGGCACAACGGCGGGCGAGCGGACGGGCCGGGUCAAGUGGGCCGGGCGGGAUGCGGGGCCGCCGCCGCCUCCUGAGAGUCUGAGCGUCGGCCGGGCCGCGCCCCCCGCCCAGGCCGCCGUGGUCCGAGCGUUCCGAGCGCGGGCCGGGCCCAGCGCCGCCGCCGCCGCCGCCGCCCCGGGCCGCCCCCGGCUCCUACCCCGCCCGGGCCGGCCCGGCGCUCAUGCGGGCCGAGCCCCGCCCCCCGCCCGCCGCCUGAGCCCGCGCCCGUCCGCACCAUGCUCAAGUGCAUCCCGCUGUGGCGCUGCAACCGGCACGUGGAGUCGGUGGACAAGCGGCACUGCUCGCUACAGGCCGUGCCCGAGGAGAUCUACCGUUACAGCCGCAGCCUGGAGGAGCUGCUCCUCGACGCCAACCAGCUGCGUGAGCUGCCCAAGCCCUUCUUUCGGCUGCUGAACCUGCGCAAGCUGGGCCUGAGUGACAACGAGAUCCAGCGGUUGCCCCCUGAGGUGGCCAACUUCAUGCAGCUGGUGGAGCUGGACGUGUCUCGGAAUGACAUCCCUGAGAUCCCCGAGAGCAUCAAGUUCUGCAAAGCCCUGGAGAUCGCAGACUUCAGUGGGAACCCUUUGUCCAGGCUCCCCGAAGGUUUCACACAGCUGCGCAGCCUGGCUCAUCUGGCCCUGAAUGAUGUGUCCUUGCAGGCGCUGCCUGGGGACGUGGGCAAUCUCGCCAACCUGGUGACCUUGGAGCUCCGGGAGAAUCUGCUCAAGUCCUUGCCUGCGUCCUUGUCUUUCCUGGUCAAGCUGGAACAGCUGGAUCUGGGAGGCAACGAUCUGGAAGUGCUGCCCGACACCUUGGGGGCCCUGCCCAACCUGCGUGAGCUGUGGCUGGACCGGAACCAGCUGUCGGCCCUGCCCCCGGAACUCGGGAACCUGCGGCGCCUGGUGUGCCUGGAUGUGUCAGAGAACCGGCUGGAGGAACUGCCUGCGGAACUCGGGGGGCUGGUGCUGCUCACCGACCUGCUGCUCUCCCAGAACUUGCUGCAGCGGCUUCCCGACGGCAUUGGUCAGCUGAAGCAGCUGUCCAUCUUGAAGGUAGACCAGAAUCGCCUCUGCGAGGUGACGGAGGCCAUCGGGGACUGUGACAACUUGUCAGAGCUGAUCCUCACGGAGAACCUGCUGACGGCCCUGCCCCGCUCCUUGGGGAAGCUGAGCAAGCUGACCAACCUCAACGUGGACCGGAACCGCCUGGAGGCACUGCCAUCUGAGAUUGGGGGCUGCAUGGCACUCAGCGUCCUCUCUUUGAGGGACAACCGCCUGGCUGUCCUGCCACCGGAGCUCGCCCACACGGCCGAGCUGCAUGUGCUGGAUGUGGCCGGGAACCGUCUGCAGAGUCUGCCGUUCGCACUCACACACCUCAACCUGAAGGCCCUGUGGCUGGCAGAGAACCAGGCUCAGCCCAUGCUUCGGUUCCAGACUGAGGACGACGCCCAGACCGGCGAGAAGGUGCUCACCUGCUACCUGCUGCCCCAGCAGCCCCCUCCCAGCCUCGAGGACCCGGGGCCGCGGAGCAGCCCUUCCGAGAGCUGGGGUGACGCCCCGCUCGGCCGCGUCAGCGUCAUCCAGUUCCUGGAGGCCCCCGCGGGCGACGAGGACGCAGAGGAAGCCGCUGCCGAGAAACGGGGCCUUCAGCGUCGGGCUACGCCUCACCCCAGCGAGCUCAAGGUGAUGAAGAGGGGUGUGGAGCGUCGAAGCGAAGCCGCCUCCUGCAGGCCCGACUCUGCACAGCGCUCACCCUCACCCCCGCCCUCGGAGGAGGAGAAGAGGCUGAGCACCGAGUCUGGCCUGAGUGCGGACUCGCACCCGUCUGCCGGCACAGCCUCCCAGGGUGAGCCUGCGGGCCCGCUGGCCGGGGCGGAGGGGCCGAGCCAGCAGGAAUCCACGCCAACCUCUCAGGAGGAGGUCACAGAGGAGAUCUACGAGGAGCCCACGGUGCGCUUCGCGGAGGACACGCUGCUCCUGCCCAGGGAGGAUGGCGAGAGCGAGGAGGGGCAGCUGGAGGCCCCCUGGCCCGUGCCGGGUGAGAGGCAGCGGCUCAUCCGCAAGGACACGCCCCACUACAAGAAGCACUUCAAGAUCUCCAAGCUGCCCCAGCCCGAGGCCGUGGUGGCCCUGCUGCAGGGGACACAGCCAGAUAGUGAGGGCCCAGUAGGGUCUGGGGGCUGGCACAACGGCCCCCACGUGCCCUGGGCUCCUCGAGCCGCGGAGGAGGAGGAGGAAGAGGAAGACGAGGAGGAGGAGGAAGCAGCGGCAGGAGCCGAGGAGGCGGGCGAGAAGGAGGAGAGCGAGGGGGCUGCGGCCUGUGCACCCUCUGUCAAGGGGGUGUCGUUUGACCAGGCCAAUAACCUGCUGAUAGAGCCCGCUCGCAUUGAGGAGGAAGAGCUGACGCUCACCAUCGUGCGGCAGACUGGGGGCCUGGGCAUCAGCAUCGCGGGCGGCAAGGGCUCCACCCCCUACAAGGGCGACGACGAGGGCAUAUUCAUCUCCCGGGUGUCUGAGGAGGGUCCUGCAGCUCACGCUGGGGUCCGAGUAGGCGACAAACUUCUCGAGGUGAACGGCGUGGCCUUGCAGGACGCCGAGCACCAGCAGGCCGUGGAGGCACUGCGUGGGGCGGGCACCACCGUGCACAUGCGGCUGUGGCGGGAGCGUAUGGUGGAGCCCGAGAACGCGGUCACCGUCACGCCUCUGCGGCCCGAGGACGACUACAGCCCCCGGGAGCGGUGGGGAGGCGGCCUGCGCCUGCCCCUGCUCCAGCCCGAGCCCCCCGGGCCCCUCCGCCAGCGCCACGUGGCCUGCCUUGUGCGCAGCGAGAAGGGGUUGGGCUUCAGCAUCGCUGGGGGGAAAGGCUCCACACCCUACCGGGCUGGAGACCCGGGUAUCUUCAUCUCCCGCAUUGCUGAGGGGGGCGCCGCCCACCGGGCGGGCACCCUGCAGGUCGGCGAUCGCGUCCUCUCCAUCAACGGGGUGGACAUGACGGAGGCCAGGCACGACCACGCCGUCUCCCUGCUGACCGCUGCCUCUCCCACCAUCGCCCUGCUGCUGGAACGGGAGGCCGGGGGGCCACUUGCCCCCGGUCCCCCGCCCCACUCCCCCCCACCCCCUGCUGCUACCAACACCACCACGGCCACUGCCACCCCUGGGGAGCCCGGGCCGCUAAGGCUGGCCCCCAGUCUGCUGGCUGCUGCCCUGGAGGGGCCGUACCCAGUGGAGGAGAUCUGUCUGCCGAGAGCUGGGGGCCCCUUGGGGCUCAGCAUUGUCGGGGGCUCCGACCACUCCAGCCACCCAUUUGGCGUCCAGGAGCCCGGCGUGUUCAUCUCUAAGGUAGGGCGGACCCUGCAGGCAUCUUUGUGCACAGAGGGCCCAGCCCAAGCACAGGGCGGCCAGAGCCCCAGCCUACUGCGCACCACCCUCCCCCAACAGGUGCUCCCCCGGGGCCUGGCUGCACGCAGUGGCCUGCGGGUUGGGGACCGCAUCCUGGGAGUGAAUGGGCAGGAUGUGCGGGACGCCACCCACCAGGAAGCGGUCAGCGCCCUGCUCCGGCCCUGCCUGGAGCUGGUCCUGCUCGUGCGGAGGGACCCGCCGCCCCCAGGCAUGCGGGAGCUCUGUAUCCACAAGGCCCCUGGAGAGAAGCUGGGCAUCAGCAUCCGUGGGGGCGCCAAGGGCCACGCAGGGAACCCCUGUGACCCCACGGACGAGGGCAUCUUCAUCUCCAAGGUGAGCCCCACAGGAGCGGCCGGGCGAGAUGGUCGCCUGCGGGUGGGGCUGCGGCUGCUGGAGGUGAACCAGCAGAGCUUGCUGGGCUUGACGCACGGCGAGGCCGUGCAGCUGCUACGCAGCGUGGGCGACACCCUGACUGUGCUUGUCUGUGACGGCUUCGACACCAGCGCCCCCGAGGUGUCCCCAGGCAUCAUCGCCAACCCCUUUGCAGCGGGCAUUGGCCGCCGGAACAGCCUGGAAAGCAUCUCCUCCAUCGACCGGGAGCUGAGCCCCGAGGGCCCCGGCAAGGAGAAGGAGCUGCCUGGACAGACCCCACAGGGGGGGCCGGAGGCCGUGGGUCGGAGCCUGGAGAGCCUGACGCUGGACUGCCGUGCCCUGGCCGCCACACCCAGCGCCGGCAGUGUGCAGAGGGUACCGUCUGGGGCAAGCGGCGGGAAGAUGACUGAGGCCCCCUGUUCCCCUGGCCACCAGCAGACAAAGCCUGGGGUGAUCCAGCCAGUGGCUCAGGCCUGGCCAAGGGGCUCCCCGGCCCUCAGGGGCAGAGGUGAUCCCCAAUCCCCCCCCUCCCCGCCCUCCCCUGACGAGCUGCCCGCCAACGUGAAGCAGGCGUAUAGGACCUUCGCUGCUGUGCCCGGCCUGCACCCGCCCCUGGAGGCCCCUGCCCAGCCCCCCACGCCUGGGCCCACGGCCUCUCCGGAGCAGCUGUCCUUCCGCGAGCGGCAGAAGUACUUCGAGCUGGAGGUGCGGGUGCCCCAGACCGGGGGCCCCCCUAAGCGCGUGUCGCUGGUGGGUGCCGACGACCUGCGGAAGAUGCAGGAGGAGGAAGCCCGAAAGCUGCAACAGAAGAGGACGCAGAUGCUGCGCGAGGCGGCGGGGGACGCGGCGGACGCGGGGCGCCCGGAAGGCGAGGCCCCGGAGUACGAGGAGCCCGAGGAGGAGCCGCCCUGGGCCGGCCGGGGCCCCGCCGCAGGGCUUGGCCCCGCGUCUCCCCCGCCGCAGGGAGGCGGCGCUCCGGUGCGGACGGCCAAGGCCGAGCGGCGCCACCAGGAGCGGCUGCGCGUGCAGAGCCCGGAGCUGCCUGCGCCUGAGCGGACCCUGUCCCCGGCGGAGCGCCGCGCCCUGGAGGCCGAGAAGCGCGCACUGUGGAGGGCGGCCAGGAUGAAGUCUCUGGAACAGGACGCCCUCCGCGCACAGAUGGUCCUCAGCAAGUCUCAGGAGGGCCGAAGCAAGCGGGGGCCUCUGGAGCGCCUGGCCGAGGCCCCCUCGCCCGCGCCCACCCCGUCACCCACCCCCUUGGAAGACCUCGGCCUCCAGACCGGCACCUCCCCGGGACGCUUGUCCCCAGAUUUUGCUGAGGAGCUGAGGUCCUUGGAACCAUCUCCGAGCCCUGGUGAGUUGGCAGGCGCGGCCCCGGGUGCUCCCAGGGUGCCUGGGGCCCAUCAGCUCACUCCCUGCCCCCGUCGGCCAGGUCUGCCAGAGGAGGAUGGAGAGGUGGCCAUGGUGCUUCUGGGCAGGCCUUCUCCAGGCGCCGUGGGCCCCGAGGAGGUGGCCCUGGGCCCCGAGGAGGUGGCCCUGUGCAGCAGCCGCCGUGCCGUGCGGCCGGGGCGGCGGGGCCUGGGCCCCGUGCCCUCCUAGAGGGUCCGGGUACCUCCCCCGACUUGGAGUGGGGGCCCUGCCAGCUCCAACACCACCCUUGCCUCGAGUCUUUUAACCCGGCCAUUAGCAUUUUAAAGAGGUCCCCUCAGGAGUUCUGGCCGCUAACUGACCCCUCCCCAGCCGGGACCUCCUGGCGAGACUGUAACUAGUGAUGUUUGUACAACCAAAGACUCUAUUUUGUGGUUUAAGGAGAAUAAAAUUGACUACGUUUUA
This is a messenger RNA of Mesoplodon densirostris (Blainville's beaked whale), 5696 nucleotides long. RefSeq names its product scribble planar cell polarity protein (gene SCRIB). The record is from RefSeq and is a predicted model, not a curated record. Gene Ontology annotation, molecular function: protein binding. The transcript is spliced from 35 exons. Gene Ontology annotation, cellular component: adherens junction; postsynaptic membrane; postsynaptic density. Bases 330 to 5462 code for a protein of 1710 amino acids. Lineage: Eukaryota; Metazoa; Chordata; Mammalia; Artiodactyla; Ziphiidae. Gene Ontology annotation, biological process: neurotransmitter receptor transport, endosome to postsynaptic membrane; neurotransmitter receptor transport postsynaptic membrane to endosome.